Mugil cephalus (flathead mullet) is the source of this 6501-nucleotide messenger RNA. It is a transcript of the gene dnmt3ab, whose product is annotated as DNA (cytosine-5-)-methyltransferase 3 alpha b. Gene Ontology annotation, biological process: negative regulation of DNA-templated transcription. The transcript has 23 exons. NCBI's taxonomy places the organism in Eukaryota, Metazoa, Chordata, Actinopteri, Mugiliformes, Mugilidae. Gene Ontology annotation, molecular function: methyltransferase activity. The record is from RefSeq and is a predicted model, not a curated record. Gene Ontology annotation, cellular component: cytoplasm; nucleus. Bases 262 to 3327 code for a protein of 1021 amino acids.
GGGAAAGCCAAAUCGUCUGCAGGCCCCUGCAGUGAAAGCGGAGCAUCUGGAAGACAGCUAGCCGGCUGGGGAGGUGGAGGACGGGGAGAGAAGAGGAAGGAGGCUCCGGGAGCAAGCGAGACAAAAAGGGAGAGCAGAGAGAGAAGAGGGAUCAUCUCUCAUUUCUUCAUUUCCCCCCCAUCCUUUUGAGUUAAUUUUCACCUCCCUCAUCCACACUACCCACCAUCAGACAUCACCCAUAAGCCUGUAAGACUCUCAGCGAUGCCGUCCAACACUGUCACCAACGCCAACACCGCUGCAUUCAAAGGCUCAGACUUCGCCGAUUCACCUGGAAGCAGAAUGGAUGAGAGCACAAUACUAGACAUGGAUCUGAUGCCAGAGGAGAAGCUGACUAAAAGUACUGCCUCUUGUAAGGUUGGCAAGCCUGGAAGGAAGCGCAAGCAGUUUCCAGUCGAAAGCUUUGCCUCUAUCAAUGACAGCAUGAGUAUGGUCAACAGCUUCGCCGGAGUGGGUAGGCCGUCCAUGGCACAGGUCCACAAUGGAGACAUGGGCGGACACAGGGACAGGAUGUCCGAUGCCUGCUUCCCCAAACAGGAGAAGAGGGAAGUGGAGAACGGGAUCCCGAGAGACCCUUCCUCCUUCCGGGCAGAAGGCAGCUCCCAGGGUCGGAGCUUGAGUCCUUCCCAGGAGAAUGGAUUCCUGCCCAGCCGGGACGAGCAGGACUCGGAGAAAGAGAAGGACGACGGGCUGAUGACGCCGCGCAAGAAACGAGGCAGACGGAAACUGGAGCGCCCGACCAAAUAUGUGGAGCACAAGGAGGAGGACGGGAGUGAUGCAGUCAAGACCGAGGGAGGUCGAGGCAGGCUGCGAGGGGGAGUUGGUUGGGAGAUCAGCCUUCGUCAGAGGCCCAUGCCCAGAAUAACCUUCCAGGCUGGUGACCCUUAUUACAUUAGCAAGCGGACCAGAGAGGAGUGGCUGGCCAAGUGGAAGAUGGAGGCAGAGAAAAAGGCUAAACUGAUGUCAGCGAUGAAUGCCAUGAAGGAUCACGAGGAGAGCGAAACAGAGACCCGGAGAGAGGAGGUCUCAAUAAUCAAACACCCACAGCCUUCAAAACAGCAGCAGCAGCAGCAGCAGCAGCAACAACAGCAACAACAGCCUCAGCCUCAGUCGCACAUUCAGCCUCAGCCUCAGUAUCAACAGCAAUCGCAACCGUCGUUGCCACAGCAACAGCAACAACAGCAACAUCAGCAGCCGCCUCAGCAGCAGUCGCCUCAGCAGCAGCAGCAGCAGCAGCAACAGCAGCAGCAACAGCAGCAGCAACAGCAACAGCAACAGCAGCCCACUGACCCAGCUUCUCCAACUGUGGCCACAACCCCUGAGCCCGUCGCCAUCGGAGGAGGAGACAAGACAUCCCCCAAGUCUGCAGACACUGAACCCGAAUAUGAGGACGGCCGCGGUUUUGGUAUUGGCGAGCUGGUGUGGGGGAAACUGCGAGGGUUCUCGUGGUGGCCGGGCCGCAUCGUAUCCUGGUGGAUGACAGGACGGAGCAGAGCGGCGGAGGGAACUAGAUGGGUCAUGUGGUUCGGAGAUGGCAAAUUCUCAGUGGUCUGUGUGGAGAAACUCAUGCCUUUAAGUUCCUUUUACAAUGCCUUUCACCAACCAACUUAUAACAAGCAGCCCAUGUACAAAAAAGCCAUCUAUGAAGUGUUACAGGUGGCCGGCAGCCGUGCAGGAAAAACCUUCAUAACCUGCCCUGACAGUGAUGAGACAGAGACCUCCAAAUCAGUGGAAAUGUUGAACAAGGAGAUGAUUGACUGGGCAAUGACAGGAUUUCAACCCACUGGACCCAAAGGCUUAGAGCCACAAGAGGAGGAGCGUAACCCAUACAAAGAGGUUUACCCGGAGAUGUGGGUGGAGCCAGAAGCGGCAGCCUAUACGCCUCCUCCUGCCAAAAAGCCCCGCAAAAGCACAGCAGAGAAACCCAAGGUCAAGGACAUAAUUGAUGAGAGGACAAGAGAGCGACUUGUCUAUGAAGUGAGACAAAAGUGCCGCAGCAUAGAGGACAUCUGUAUCUCCUGUGGAAGCCUGAACGUUGGCCUUGAGCACCCUCUGUUUGCUGGAGGAAUGUGCCAGAGCUGUAAGAACUGCUUCCUAGAAUGUGCGUAUCAGUAUGAUGACGAUGGUUACCAGUCGUACUGCACGAUCUGCUGCGGUGGACGGGAGGUGCUCAUGUGCGGAAACAACAACUGUUGUCGGUGCUUCUGCGUGGAGUGCGUGGACCUCCUCGUUGGUCAAGGAGCUGCCCAUGCUGCCAUCAAAGAAGAUCCGUGGAACUGCUACAUGUGCAGUCAGAAGGGUGUUUUUGGUCUGUUGGAGCGUCGCACCGACUGGCCCGUCCGCCUCCAGCAUUUCUUUGCAAAUAAUCACGACCAGGAUUUUGAUGCACCAAAGCUUUACCCCCCAGUCAUGGCGGAGAGGAGGCGGCCCAUUCGUGUCCUGUCGCUAUUUGAUGGCAUAGCAACAGGGUUCCUGGUGCUGAAAGAACUUGGCAUCCAAAUAGAUCGCUAUGUGGCAUCUGAAGUGUGCGAAGACUCCAUCACUGUGGGUAUUGUCCGACAUCAGGGGCGCAUAAUGUAUGUGGGCGACGUGCGGAACGUCACACGCAAACAUAUACAGGAGUGGGGUCCUUUUGAUCUAGUUAUUGGUGGAAGCCCAUGUAACGACCUCUCGAUUGUCAAUCCUGCUAGGAAGGGUCUUUAUGAGGGCACUGGCCGCCUGUUCUUUGAGUUUUACAGGCUGCUCCACGAGGCUCGGCCGAAGGAAGGGGACGACAGGCCUUUCUUCUGGCUCUUUGAAAAUGUGGUCGCCAUGGGUGUAAGUGAUAAGAGGGACAUAUCUCGCUUUUUAGAGUGCAACCCAGUGAUGAUCGACGCCAAGGAGGUGUCAGCUGCCCACCGUGCCCGUUACUUCUGGGGAAACCUUCCUGGCAUGAACAGGCCUUUGAGUGCCAUGUACACUGACAGGCUGGACCUCCAGGACUGUUUAGAACACGGCAGAACAGCUAAGUUUGGAAAGGUGAGGACCAUCACCACCAGGUCUAACUCCAUCAAGCAGGGCAAGGACCAGCACUUCCCCGUCUACAUGAACGAGAAGGAAGACAUACUCUGGUGCACUGAGAUGGAGAGGAUCUUUGGCUUCCCCGUUCACUAUACGGAUGUGUCCAACAUGAGCCGACUGGCGAGGCAGAGGCUCCUGGGCAGGUCAUGGAGCGUCCCAGUUAUCCGCCACCUCUUUGCACCACUUAAAGAUUACUUUGCCUGUGUUUGAGCGGCGGGAAAAGUUGCUCGAAAAACCAUUUAGGAACUACAACUGUACGUUGUGACUAGAAAUAAGAGCUUUGAUCCGCAAAUUAUACCCUGGUAUAAUUUGCGAGCGAAACAUUGUCGUAGAUUUUUACAUUAUUUCUUGUAUUUUAUUGUAAUUCCUAUUCUAUUUAAUUUUGAUAUGUCAUUUUACCUUUUAGCAGUGUUAUCAAGUAUUGUUGAUUUGUUUGUGCAAGCUAUACUUGAGACUAUGCUUUCUUCUCAAGACACUGAGACAAAAAAAAAAGUGCUAAACAUGUAUCGUAGACGCGAAAGGUGACGCAAUGGGAAACAUCAGAAAGACAGGAAAUAGUUGUUUUUUUAUUUCAAGAUAUGUGAAAAGUUUCUGCUGUGUGAGCGUACUGUAUGUCGGCGCUGCGAGAUCCCCAUCUGCAGGGCGGCCAUGCUUCCAGCUACUGAGCCUCACAGAUGUGAAGGAGAAAGGCGAUUUUCUUCAGUGUCAGGAGAGCCGUGUCUCUGAGAAUCCAAAACACCAGAUCACAUAUACCUCUUUGUUUACAGUUUCUAUACACAGCUGAAGGUAAUAAAGGUACUACUGUAAUAUGGUUACAAUACCAUGGUGCUCCAAGAUGAUGAGAAACAUCAUAGCCCAUGUGGCACUUAUAACUUUAGACAAUACGGAGCUGUUGAACCUGUUGCUGGAAAAAAAAAAUAUAUAUAUGUUUGAUGUUUUUACAUUUAAAUGAAAUAACAAAUUCAGUUCUGUGCCGUUACGUUCACUUCUAAGGAAACACUGAAGUGACAGACCUUUGAUUGCAAAAUAGAGCUUAUCCUCUUUUCUGCAUUUUACAGCUUUUAUACAGAUUUCACUGGUGCUCAUUUUUCUCUUAGCCUUGCUACGCUCGGGCACACCGCCCGGGUCUGCACAAACAGAAAGUGAAGCUAGCCACAUGGGAAAUGAUGUUUUCUGUCAUUCAAAGAUGAAAAUAACUUAAGAUCAAAGUCUGUGGUGAGCUACUUUUGUCUAGUUUCAUCCUGACCAAUGACAUUACUGUACAACUGUUAGUAAGCGUGGUCGCUGGAGGGAGGGUGACCAGGCCGGGUAACCGUCCUCCUCCACUUCCACCUCUCUAAACUGAAAAAAAAAAAAAAAAACUGUCAGGUGCAACUCCUCAACAAUAUGGUGCGGCUUCACAAAGUUCUUCUAACUUUUUAUAGCAAUUUUGUGCUGUUUUAUCAACAUUAUAAAGCACUUUUAUAUGUAUACUUUCUUUUUUUCUUGAUAUUUUUUAAAAAGAUAUUGGUUCUCGUGAAUUGUUUUUCUGUUUAUUUGUUUUUGUUUUGUUUUUUUAGUUUUAUGAUGUGAACUGAUCUACCCUCGUGUAAUACUUUUUGUAUACAGUAGGGCUGUGCCAAUAGAAGUGAAAGAAUGGAUUUUGAUAUGUGAAACCCAUGUUAUUUGACUCGGUGUGCAGUAGAUGGAUCGACAUUUGUGACCCCCUUCCCUUCUUACCAUCGUUAAUAUUGUUCUCUGUUUUAAAGCAGCGAUACAGUAUGUUGGCACCCAAAUUCAACGAAUGUCUAUUUCUAUUAAGAUUGUAAAAUGUAACACAGAGUUUAAGUGCUGUGUCGUCUGCGUUGUUAAAUACUUUGUCCCCUGUGAAGGACAGUUGGGCCUCUGAUAUUUCCCUGAUAAAAAAAAACGUAGUCGUCAUGUUGGCAAAUCUUUAUGUGCUGAUCCAAAUUUGGAUUGCGUUCACAAACUAAAUUCUCUUGAUUGUAACCUCUAAGCUAAAUAUGGAGGAUUUAGGCUGCAGUUUGUCAAAACGAAAAACUGACACAGUGUUUGACCGAAGACGUCAGCACUCAAAGAGUAAAGAGGGUAUUAAAAACAGAUGCUAUCGCUUAUCUAUAUCAUAUUUAAGAUUCAAAAUUUUGAAAUUUAAUUUCUUAAUGUAAUUAAUUUCUUAAGUGACCUUAUUGAGAUCAUUUUUGUCCUGGCACCUGAGGCUCAAUGCGCCCUCGUGCCAUGUGAUAUUUUAUCCAGAUGUUAUUCUCCCCCACCCUCCUCCUAUAAUACUUAACAUCCCCUCAUGUCUGUACAUUUUGUACAUAGAGUUUUCUGGUUGCUGUUUUCAUUUUUAUUUUUAUUUUUUACGUAUGAGAUGUACAAAUAUAAUUCUUUGCUAAUAUAUAUCAUCAAAUUAGAAACAAAAAUCUUAGGUGAAAGAUUAAAAAUCAAGUGACAAAUUUGAUUCAAAACUUGCUUUAAGCAUUAGAUGUAGGGAGACUCCAAGUCAACUCAUUCAUGCCGAUUUGUUUGCCUCAAGAUUUGAUGUGGUGCGAUCGAAACAUUGGCCUAUGGACAGCUUUAAGGUGAACGCUCUCAACUUCGCUGCACAGCCCUACACGGUGGUGUUUUUUGCUUCCGUUUCCUUUUGUAAGACUUUAAAAAAGAGGGAUUGUAGGUGUUUCCGAUGGUGCUAAACAUUUUAUCUAAUCAAGAAAAAAAAUAUAUUUGAUUGGAAGACAAAUAAACACGUCUCUCGACAAUGACUGUUUUAAGUUCCUUGUAGUAAUGGAAAAGAACUAUUAUUUCACUCAUAUAAAUAUAUUAACAAAGGCAUUUUAAAUUUGUACUUGAAAAAAUAAGGAUAACAAAUAAUGAAAGGUUUCCUAUAUUGUUUUAGACUAGAGAUUGCUGUAGUUGGUGCUUAUCUGUGGGAAAAUUGUGUGAGAAAAAAAAAACGGUAAUAACUUUUACUGUAGCAUAAUGUAUGCUUAAUACGCAUCGCUUCUUAAUCCUACAUUCCAUGCCGUACUAUUCUCCAUGUCUGUUUUUUCCGAAUGUUGUUUUGAAUUUAUGCUUGUUUGUUUUUCUUUUUUUUUUCUUUUUUUUUUAUCAGAAACAACAUUUCAUUUUGUUCAAGGCAGGUCAAUUCUUCUAUAUUUGGUGAUACUGUUGACACUCUAUGUGACUUCCUUUCUGUCAUAACUGUUUUAUGGCCUAUACGCUUAUCCUCAAAACCAGUUCGUACAGCAAAUGUAGCAGUCAUUCUCCACUUUGACCUCCCCUCCCCAUACUUAUGUUUAGUGGCCAGAGAGAAGAUAAAAGGCUCCGUAUGUACUUGUGCUGGAGAACACUUGAAUAAAUGUAUUGUUUUUGUGCAAAAAAAAA